Molecule: messenger RNA, 894 nt
Organism: Lasiodiplodia theobromae
Lineage: Eukaryota; Fungi; Ascomycota; Dothideomycetes; Botryosphaeriales; Botryosphaeriaceae
Product: FUN34 family protein
Exons: 4
Coding region: 1-894 (297 amino acids)
Cellular component (GO): plasma membrane
Molecular function (GO): acetate transmembrane transporter activity
Source: RefSeq, a predicted model, not a curated record
AUGUCUACCAACCCUGACACCAAGGAAAUCAACGGUACCAACGGUACCUCCGGUACUGACCAUGCCGCUCUUCCGCCUAAGCAGCGAGUGCCCUACGACUAUGGUGGCAACCCGCUGGCGCACAUCGCGACUAACGAUCCGUCAAUGCGCCUUCCAGCUUUCGGCGGCGAGUUCCAGCCUGGUCUCUACCGUGCCCCCAAGAAGGACUUCGCCAACCCUGCUCCUUUGGGCCUGUCGGCUUUCGCUCUCACCACUUUCGUCUUGUCUCUGAUCAACAUGGGCACCCGUAGCAUCGGCCACCCCAACAUCGUCGUCGCCCUCGCCUACGGUUACGGUGGUCUUGUCCAGCUGCUCGCUGGUAUGUGGGAGAUGGCUGUCGGCAACACCUUUGGUGCUACCGCCCUCUCCUCGUACGGCGGUUUCUGGAUUUCGUUUGCCAUCAUCCUGACCCCUGGCGGCUUCAACAUUGUCUCAACCCUCGAAGCGCCUCUGGAGGGCUCCACCGAGCCCAACACUGCGGCGUUCCUCAACUCCUUUGGUCUUUACCUGAUGGGCUGGUUCAUCUUCACCUUCAUCCUGCUCAUCUGCACUCUGCGCUCGACAGUGGCUUUCUUCUUCCUCUUCUGCACUCUCGACUUUGCCUUCCUCAUGCUUGGUAUCGGUUACCUGAAGCACGACGGCAGCGAGCCCCACCCCGGGCUCAUCAAGGCCGGUGGUGCGUUUGGUAUUCUGGCUGCCUUCGCCGCCUGGUACAAUGCCCUUGCCGGUAUUGCCGACUCGAGCAACAGAAGCUUCUUCGUCAUUCCCGUUGCCCACUUCCCCUGGUCCGACAAAGGCCGCGAGAGGCGCGGCAAGGUCGACAACAGCGCUGCGCGUGCCGAGCAGGCUGUUUAG